Messenger RNA from Exophiala bonariae, 1797 nucleotides. RefSeq lists its product as uncharacterized. The transcript has 2 exons. The coding region runs from base 1 to 1797 and encodes 598 amino acids. The record is from RefSeq and is a predicted model, not a curated record. Lineage: Eukaryota; Fungi; Ascomycota; Eurotiomycetes; Chaetothyriales; Herpotrichiellaceae.
AUGGCUCUUCAGCUACUCACAAAAUGCCCACGAAGGUCUGGUUUUGGAACACCUGUGACGAUAGCCACACGAAAUAUCCGUUCCCGCAAUUUCGCAACUAUCAGACAUUUUCAGACGACACAGCAAUAUGAUGAGGAAUUUGAUGUUGUCGUUGUCGGAUCCGGCGCCGGAGGUCUUACGGCGGCUAUCACAGCGACACUAGUGGGGAAACAAAAAGUUCUUGUAACAGAAAAGAGCAAGUGGUUCGGUGGUACAUCGGCGUUCUCUGGCGGCGCCCUCUGGGUCCCGAUGAGCCGGCACACAGAGAAAGACACCGAUUCUAUAGCUCGAGCAAAGACCUAUAUCCAGAGUUAUCUCCAAAAGAUUUCAAGGAUGGAAGAUUAUGAUGAUGCUCUGGUAUCCGCAUAUCUUGAAACGGCUCCUGAGAUGGUUGAAUUUCUUGAGUCCUCCUCAGCCGCACAAUUCGUCCCAUGUGCAACUCCUGACUAUUACAUGGAGCUGGAGGGCGCGGUAACAGCCGGUCGCACCAUCUUGAACGCCCCCUACGAUGGGCGUAGGCUCGGCUCGAAACUCGUAAAGCAGGUACGGUAUCCAUUGCAGGGCUACUGCGCGUUUGGAUCAAUGCAAGCAGAUGCCCUUGAUUUCAACGCGUGGACCCAUCCCUUCUCGAACUUCCGAAACUUGGCGUUGGUCACUGGGAGUGUUUUGAGAUAUAUGGUGGAUCGAGUGCGCUACGGAAAGGGGACAAAUUUCUGCAACGGGAAUGCCUUGGUAGGUCGCUUGCUAGAGUCUGCUACGAGGUCUGGAAUAGAAUUCAGAAACGAAGCGGCAGCAAUUGAGCCAAUACUAGCAGAUGGCCGGAUUAUGGGAGUUGUGAUCGACCGUCAUGAUGGACCUGUGAGAGUUCGUGCAAAGAAAGCGGUCAUACUAGCCACCGGCGGGUUCGCGCGUAAUGGUUCAUGGGCAAGAAAAUUUCUGCCAGCAGGUAGCGAGUGGACUGUCAGCCCUCGUAGCAAUCAGGGAGAUGGUAUUCAGAUUGGUCUAACGAGUGGUGGGGUGCUACCGAAGCCUCUGAAUGAGAACGCCGCUUUGUGGUCGCCAGUCUCUGAGAUAAAGACGCGGAAAGGACCCAGAAUAUAUCCUCACUUUGUCAUGGGCCUGACAAAGCCAGGUUCGAUUAUUGUCGACGUCGAUGCUCGGAGAUUCGCCAAUGAAUCUGCGUCAUAUCAAGACUUUGGGAAAGCGGUUCAAGCGGCUGGUGUACAAAAGCAAUACUUGAUAGGCACGAAAGCGCAUCUCAGGAAAUAUGGCAUGGGCGCAGCUUUGCCUGCGCCAUAUCCUAUCAACCAUCUGGUUCGACAAGGCUACUUAGUCCGUGCUCCAACAAUUUCUGGGCUGGCAACCAAAAUAGGUCUCGACCCUAGAAAAUUGACGGCUACCGUGGAAAAAUUCAAUAAAUUCGCACGGGAAGGAAAGGAUCCUGACUUCCAUCGAGGUGAAGCAGGAUAUGAUCGCGCCUUCGGCGAUCCUUCGCAACCAAAUCCUUGCCUUGGGCCAUUGGAACACGGACCAUUCUAUGCGAUCUCAAUGCACGCUGGAAAUGGCAUUACGAUGUAUGGUUUAAAGACCAAUCAGGACGCACAGGUGUUGGACUCUCAGGAAAAUCCUGUACCAGGGCUUUAUGCUGUUGGUGCUGACUCGAAUCAUUUCCUGAGAGGCCACUAUCCAUCAGGAGGUCUGACAUUGGGGCCAUCAAUGGUGUUUGGAUACCGCGCAGGACUCCAUAGCGGACGCUGA